This is a messenger RNA of Rhipicephalus sanguineus (brown dog tick), 1991 nucleotides long. RefSeq lists its product as uncharacterized. The transcript has 7 exons. NCBI's taxonomy places the organism in Eukaryota, Metazoa, Arthropoda, Arachnida, Ixodida, Ixodidae. The record is from RefSeq and is a predicted model, not a curated record. The coding region runs from base 459 to 1562 and encodes 367 amino acids.
CUUUUUUCUGGUCAGCUGUUUCGCGUUGUGUGACGCCUGUGAUGAUAAGUUCGGACGAAGAGGACGAUAUAUUCGGCGUUUUAAUGGUCCCUUUAAUGGCGAAUCAUGAACGGCUGGAAGCGCAUAAAAAGUCACGCCGCCAACGUCGCUGGUGGGUCCAUCCCGCUUUGCAACAACGAGACACAAUGGGCCAUGCUGACGUUUUGUUGCCGCUCCUUCGGUCUAGCGACAUGGAAUACUACCGAGACUAUUUGAGGAUGUCCCCGAGCUGCUUCGACACACUGUUGGGAAUGCUCAGGCCAAGGAUCAAAAAGAAUGACACGAACUACCGAAAGGCAAUCCCUGCAGAACACCGGCUACCUCUGGCAGUCGGGCAAGUGUUCAUAUUGGACGCAAUUUGCACGUUGAAAUGCUUGUAUUUUAGCGUCAUGCAUUGAAGUGAUUGUUUUAUCGUCAUCAUGCAAAGCCACUUGACAGGGCUGUUCCAGAGCAGUUUUAAAUUUACCGAUAUCUGUUUUUUCAGGUUCUUGGCCGCAGGGGAGACGCUACGCUCGUCGUCGUUCAAUUUUCUGGCGGGCAGAUCCACGGCCUGUGUCAUCGUCUCUGAGGUAUGCCAGGCGAUUUGGGACGUACUUGGACCCAUAUACGUGGCCCUUCCAUCAACUCGGGAUGAAUGGUCAAAGGUUGCGAGAGACUUCGAAGAGAAGUGGGAUAUGCCACAUUGCCUGGGUGCCAUAGACGGCAAACAUGUGAACGUGGAGUGCCCAGCAAAAUCGGGAAGCCGAGACAGGAAUUACAAGGGUUCAUUCAGCAAAUCAUUGAUGGCAAUUGCUGAUGCAAACUACAGCUUCCUGUAUGUUGAGGUUGGCCACAACGGAAGCGAGUCAGAUGGCGGCAUAUUCAGUAGAAGUAAACUGCAACCCAUGGUGGACGAUGGCACUCUCGGAGUUCCACCAGCUGCCAGCCUUGGAACAAUUGGCAACAUGCCGUAUUUUUUUGUUGGUGACGAGGCAUUUCCUCUUAAGACAUACAUGAUGAGGCCAUAUUCUAAGAAAAGUCUUCAUCCUGUUCUCACUGGGAGCACCACAGCCCAAUGCUCCACUACACAAAGCAGUGGAACUAGCCAAUUUGAGGAGCUGCACCAAAAGAGGAUAUUUAAUUAUAGGUUGAGCAAGGCUCGCAGAGUAGUCGAAAAUGCUUUCGGUAUACUCGCUCAGAAAUGGCGAAUUCUUCGUCGCCCCUCUAAAGCUAAGAAAGAAAACAUCAGGAAAAUUGUGUCUGCUUGUGUGGCUUUGCAUAACUUCCUUCUGAAGGAGUCCCCUGCUUCGCGAACCAUGUACUGUCCUCCAGGCACCACAGACAGUGAAGACUGGCAAGGCAACCAAACAGAUGGGAGCUGGAGAACGGAUGGUGCAGUCAACGGUGCACUGGCUGCAUUACCCGGCACAGGUGGCAACUCGGCAAGGCUCGCUCAUGCCAUUCGUGAUAAGCUGUGCAGACAUUUCAUAACAGAGGACAGGCUUCCAUGGCAGGUGAAGCAUGUGAAAGACUGCAGAUGGUAACCAGUCAACUUGACGACCGGAUGCGCUUUGCUCGGGUGUGCUGCUGCCACACCUGUCCAGGUCCACUGCUUCGGCCUCAAGGAUUUCCAUGUCCAAGAGAUUUUCCUCUUCAUCCUGGCUUGUGCCAGCCUCUUCAGCGUAACAUUUUGACCUGCAUCAAGCAUAAAUAAACUCCUUUUCCAUGUUUACUCCAACAAUGUUCCUAUUACUCGUGCCAGGUGUGUACAGUCGCACCCAAUAUGAGUUGGAACAUGUCCGUGCUCAAAGUGGGGCCAGCACUGCAAGGCAGCGCCGACAUCGCAAACAUUUCUGAAGCGUUCACUGUUUCUGCUACUGGUAUUCUCUAGACCAAUUUAACAUUUACCAGCAGAACCGUUCAGGCUCCGGGCCUCUUCAACCGCGGUCGAUGUGUCGUAACUCAUAUUGAGC